UCAUCACAUCUCUGUCUUCUCAUUUCACUCUUUCAAUUCUUUUAUAACUUUCUUGAAAAACCUGAGUUAAAGGGUUUUCUUUAAAUAUUAUCAAAACUAAUACUAAUACUAAUAAUAUCAAUAAUGUUGUCGAACCACGAUAAGAAUAAUUUCCCGGCAAGGCUCUUUUCAACGCCACCGGCAUCAUGGAAGUCGCAGAAUUCUCCUGCGGCGGUGGAGAUGCCGAUGUCGGAGAGGAAGAGUAAUUGCAGACGUGAUCUUUUCCAUGUCGUUCAUAAAGUGCCUUCUGGCGAUUCUCCUUAUGUCAGGGCUAAACAUGUUCAGUUAAUAGACAAGGAUCCAAGCAAGGCAAUUUCCUUGUUCUGGGCUGCUAUAAAUGCUGGUGAUCGGGUUGAUAGUGCUUUGAAAGACAUGGCGGUGGUGAUGAAACAGUUGGAUCGAUCUGACGAGGCAAUUGAAGCAAUAAAAUCUUUUCGCCAUCUCUGCGCUUAUGAUUCUCAGGAAUCUCUAGACAAUGUGCUUGUUGAACUCUACAAGAGGUCUGGAAGGGUUGAAGAAGAAAUUGAUAUGCUGCAUCGCAAACUAAAGAACAUAGAUGAUGGUUUAGCUUUUGGUGGAAAGAGGACAAAGACUGCAAGAUCGCAAGGGAAAAAGGUUCAAAUAACAGUCGAACAAGAAAGAUCAAGGAUACUGGGGAACUUGGCCUGGGCUUACUUGCAGCAUCAUGAUUAUGGUUUGGCAGAACAGCAUUACAGGAAAGCUCUGUCUGUGGAGCCAGAUUAUAACAAGCAGUGCAACUUGGCACUUUGCUUGAUGCAUAUGAACAAAAUUCCUGAAGCAAAAUCUCUGCUUCAGGCUGUAAGUGAUUCAUGUGGAAGCACAGAGAUGGAUGAAUCUUAUGCUAAAUCCUUCGAGCGUGCUGUUGAAAUGCUGAAUGAUUUAGAGUCAGUGUCAUUGUUAAAACCAGUUGAAGAGGACAGAGAAAACCAAAGAUCUUUGGCAUCACCUGCCAUCACUGGAUCCAUGGACUCCAGAAGGUGGGAAAAUGGAGAGAAUACCACAGGAUCUCAUUGUGAAACCGGUUCUGAGAGCCAGAGAAAUUUCUUUGAAAGCAAUGAAAGUGGUCCAAAAUGCAUAUCAUCUGGACUAACAGGCAGUUCACGGUCUUCUCAACGUUCUGGAGUUGAUAAUGGCUGGAGGAGGAGAGAUCGUUAUUUUGAAAGCCCAGGUGAAAGGUCUGAUUAUUCUAGCAAAAUGAAGGAAAAUUGGACAGGUUCUGCUGGGAAAGAACUAGGUCCUGCAUGCAAGAAAAUGCUUACUUCUCCUGCAGCCGUGCUAUACACACAACCAAGAAGAGGUUCUUGGCGAUUCAGUGAAGGAGGUCAGAGAAAGGUUAGAUGGGAAGAGGAUACAGUUCAGAGACCGUCUGAAAAUGUGUUAGCUCAUACUAUCCGGAAUCUAGAUGGAGAACUACAAGAAUCAACUGAUUAUAAAUCAGAAGCUGCAUUAUUAAAAUCCCGAUCCAGUUUGGUUUCUCCUGCUGAGAGAAAUUGGAGAAGAAGGCCAGAGACUGAAGUUGCUCAAGUGAAGAGCACAGGAGUAGCAGCACUAAAUCAGAUUCCUCAACCUAAGAUAGAAGGGCACAGGUUAAGGUGUUGUAGUGAAUAUGAUGGUUAUGCCCAUAACGUGUUAAAACAUGACUUGCAGCAAGCAAGCUGGAGAAGGCAUGCCAAGGGAAUCAGUGACCCGAUAAUAUCUGAAACAGAAGAUCAAAUAAUGUUGGUUGAUGAGCCAAGAGAAUUUGAAACUUCCAUUUGCAGAGCGGAACAAGCUUCUGCGGUGAAUGUUUCUGGGAAGGUGAAAUCAACAGAUUCUGUUGCACAUAGUUGUCUUGAAAAGAACAGCUCAGUAAAAUCUGCUAGUAAGAGCUGGGCAGAUAUGGCUGAAGAAGAAGACGACCUGAGCCCUUAUUUUGAUAGUUGGAAUUAUGAAGAAUGUACUGAUGAAAAUCUGAAUUCAAACAUAGUUCAUCAAAGUCUUUGUCCAAAGAGUCCUACAGUAACUAUAAGCCAAAAGCUGGAAGCAUUUGAUCUCAGAGAUGGCUCAGUUGUUUCUCCAAGGAAUCCAACAGUGCGGCGUUCUUUAUGUUUCGAUGCCAAGAAGGGUCCUCUAAUGAGGAAAAAUAACAGAUUGCAAGUUUUCCGGGACAUAACUCCAACUCCAGAUAGCCCAUAGAGCUUGAAUCUUGAACUCGUUCAGAAACUAUAUCCUUAGAGCAUGAAGCACCACUUUGAUCUUAAAGAUUGCUAAACAGAUUCAGGAUGUUGUUACUCCAAGCAAAUAUGCCAAGAAGGAUUUUCAUACCAGGAAAACAAGGGUCUGCUGGUUUUUAAAACAACAAUUCACUCCAGAUAGCCCAUAAACUUGAAUCUUCAAGAAAUACUGUGUAUAGAAGUAAUGUAUUUGUGAAUACGAGUGCUUGAACUGCAGUGGUCCUUUUUUUGAGCCUGUUUAAUAGAAGGUCUUAUUUUCUUCUACCUUAUUUUGCUACAUGGAGAGAGUUCCUGUAGAACCAACCCUUUUAUAUAUAUUACCUCCAUCAUUCAUCAUUUUACUACACUGUAAAGUAAAAGGUCGUUAUUGAGACAUGAUUGUGUUCCAUUAAGACAUGAUUGUGUUCCAUUAUUUAGUGGUGGUUGCUUUUCAACCCAUUUAUGCUAUCUAUUGAUACACAGGUAGGAAACAAAACAAAUUAUGUAAUAGAUUGCAGAAGGUUCACUAUUAAAACUUUUUUCUUCAUAUCAUAAAAUCCAUCUACACUCUGGAGGAAAUACAAGUAAAAACAAGAUUAUCAGGUAGUUGCUCAAGGUUUUCAGAGCAC
Messenger RNA from Ricinus communis (castor bean), 2881 nucleotides. RefSeq lists its product as uncharacterized. Gene Ontology annotation, molecular function: protein binding. The transcript is spliced from 5 exons. Bases 124 to 2235 code for a protein of 703 amino acids. The record is from RefSeq and is a predicted model, not a curated record. NCBI's taxonomy places the organism in Eukaryota, Viridiplantae, Streptophyta, Magnoliopsida, Malpighiales, Euphorbiaceae.